UUCCUCAGUGGCUUGGAUACUGCCACGAGGUUUCUCAUCCAACCAUAGGAACUCCAAAACAAUUUUUCCUUAAUGAAUCAAACUUAUCAACAACAAACAACCGUUUUAACGUUCUUUCAUCAUCAUAAUGAACCUAUCUUCAACAAUCAUAGUUUCCACAAAACCACACUCAUUUUCAUUCUCAUCCUCAAUCUCUACUAAUCCAAUUCAAUUCACAACCAAAACCCCAAACCCAACAACACCCCAAAGACAAACCCUUCACAUUUCCUCUUUAACCACAAACUCACCUCAACAACUUCCUCCAAACAGUCCUCAACGACUCCUUAAAGAACUCGAACAGUUCAAUACUAAGAAACCCAUUUCACCAAACACAAAACAACCUCAAAGAAUCUCAAUCCUUAAACCACCACACCAAAACAAAAACAUAGCAAAAAGAUUCCUCAACAGUCCUCAACUAACCCUAUCCUCAUUCCCUGUUUUAAGCUCAUGUCUACCUCACGCGCCACUUAAAAAAACCGACAGCGCGUGGAUAGAAACCCACUUGAUGGAAGCAAAACAAGCAUUAGGGUAUCCUUUGGAGUCUUUUGAGGAAAUGCUUGGUGGAGAAGAUAACCCUGCUAAACAUUUUGAUACAUUGUUGUAUUUGGCUUUUCAGCAUCCCUCGUGUGAGAGGGCGAAGGCGAGGCAUGUGCGGUGUGCGCAUUCGAGGUUGUUUUUUUUGGGACAGUAUGUGCUUGAGCUUGCUAUGGUGGAGUUUUUGUUGCAGAGGUAUCCGAGGGAGUCGGUGGGGGCGAUGAGGGAGAGGGUUUUUGGGUUGAUUGGGAAGAGUAGUUUGCCUAAGUGGAUUAAAGGUGCUAGCUUGCAUAAUUUGAUAUUUCCUAAUGUUGAUAUGGAUAGGUUGGUUAGGAAAGAAAGGGAGCAAAUAGUCAAGUCUGUAUUUUGGGCUUUGUUUGGUGCCAUCUAUCUAUGUUUUGGUAUGCCGGAAGUGUAUCGUGUUCUUUUUGAAGUAUUUGCAAUGGAUCCAGAUGCUGACGAUUGCCAGCCCAGAUUGCGUAGGCAACUUGAAGACAUAGAUCACGUAUCUGCUGAAUUUGAAGGCAAGCUAAGCUGGCAAGAUAUGGUUGCCUAUAAGCCUCCUGCAGAUGCCCUGUUUGCUCAUCCACGGUUAUUCAGAGCUUGUAUUCCCCCAGGAAUGCAUCGGUUUAGAGGAAAUGUAUGGGAUUAUGAUAGCAGACCCAAAGUUAUGCAAGUCCUUGGAUAUCCGAUAAAAAUGACCGAUAGAAUUCCAGAAAUUACGGAAGCCAGGAAUGUAGAGCUUGGACUUGGUUUGCAGCUAUGUUUCUUGCAUCCAUCAAAUUACAAGUUUGAUCAUCCUCGAUUUUGCUACGAGAGAUUAGAAUACCUUGGCCAAAAGAUACAGGAUUUGGUGAUGGCUGAAAGAUUGUUGAUGAAGCAUUUAGAUGCUCCAGGUUAUUGGUUACAAGAAAAGCACCGCCGUACUCUUAUGAAUAGGUAUUGUGGAAGAUAUUUGAGGGCCAAACAACUCCACCGCUAUAUUAUAUAUUCUGAAAAGGUUCGAAAAUCAUAUGAGCGCCAUCAUAGACUGAGAAGCCCCGUGACAGUAUCUGUUCAACAAGCUCUUCACGGGCUUUCGUAUGCUGUUUAUGGGAAACGUGAUGUGAGACGGUUAAUGUUUGAGGUUUUUGAUGUUGAGCAAAUUCAACCAAAAAGAAAUAUAUAUGUGAAGAGCCAGUAGUGAGCAGUGACACAGAUUAUUCAUGAACUUACCUUUUUUGCCAUAUCAUUCCCCAUUUUCCUUCUUCCUUUACAUUUUUCUUUUCUUUUUUACCCUCUAGAUAUAGGUAAUCCACAUAGAGAUCAAAGUAGGUGAAUAGAAUGUAAAAUACGUUGUACUUUGUGUAGUUAUUAUUAUAUCAGAAAUCAGGUGAAAAUUAAAAUGUAACUCUAUACUUUGCUCAUCCAAUCAUGUUUCGAAUACUUUGUGAGAA
Trifolium pratense (red clover) is the source of this 2009-nucleotide messenger RNA. Its product is annotated as ribonuclease III domain-containing protein RNC1, chloroplastic-like. NCBI's taxonomy places the organism in Eukaryota, Viridiplantae, Streptophyta, Magnoliopsida, Fabales, Fabaceae. Gene Ontology annotation, cellular component: nucleus. Gene Ontology annotation, biological process: regulation of gene expression; rRNA processing. Bases 128 to 1756 code for a protein of 542 amino acids. The transcript is spliced from 5 exons. The record is from RefSeq and is a predicted model, not a curated record. Gene Ontology annotation, molecular function: double-stranded RNA binding; ribonuclease III activity.